AUGUACACAGACCUAGCUCUAUAUCCACCACAUGACUGUGCUGAUAUACCACUCCGCUGUGGAUCCGGGGUGUACAGAAUUCAUCCAACGACAUCUGCAAAGUUCGAUGUCUAUUGUGAAAUGGAAACAGAAGAUAGUGGUUGGACAGUAAUCCAAAGAAGAUUAGACGGCAGUACAAACUUUUACAAAGGAUGGGCCGCUUAUGAACACGGUUUUGGGAAUCUUACACAUGAGUUUUGGCUGGGAGACAGCCUCACAUACCAUAACGGAUAUAUGUUUUCUACGUAUGACAGAGAUAAUGACAUACAUCUUCAAAAUUGUGCAGUUAUUUAUGAAGGAGCUUGGUGGUACCAAAGAUGUCACAGUUCUAAUCUAAAUGGAGUUUACUUAUCUGGGAUAAAGUCUUCUCGUGCUGAUGGGGUCAUAUGGUAUGAGUGGAAAGGACAUUAUUAUUCUCUAAAAUCAACAAGACUAAUGAUAAAGAAAAUGUGAUCACCUGACGUUAUCACAUGGUUAUGAAAAACACAUUUUUGAUAGGUACAUUCAUAGACCUGUCUCAGAACUGUACAGUUCUUUCUUCCUUGAUAAUUUACAGUAGGUCUUUGUUCUUUGUCAUCUUUGUGAUACUAAUGGUGGCGUACAUUUGACAGGUAAUGCUGUUAGAAGCAUUCAUAGUGUAUGAUAACCGUUGUCAAGAAAUAUCGA
This is a messenger RNA of Mytilus californianus (California mussel), 705 nucleotides long. Its product is annotated as microfibril-associated glycoprotein 4-like. The record is from RefSeq and is a predicted model, not a curated record. Lineage: Eukaryota; Metazoa; Mollusca; Bivalvia; Mytilida; Mytilidae. Bases 1 to 492 code for a protein of 163 amino acids. The transcript is spliced from 4 exons.